This is a messenger RNA of Carica papaya (papaya), 776 nucleotides long. RefSeq names its product zinc finger protein ZAT1-like. Gene Ontology annotation, biological process: regulation of DNA-templated transcription. NCBI's taxonomy places the organism in Eukaryota, Viridiplantae, Streptophyta, Magnoliopsida, Brassicales, Caricaceae. The record is from RefSeq and is a predicted model, not a curated record.
UGGACAAGCAGCAGAGAAUAUGCAAGAUCUGCAACAGGCGGUUUGCCAAUGGUAAAGCCAUGGGCGGCCAUAUGAGAUCUCAUUUCUGCAAACUACCUAUUCCUCCCAAACCCAAACCCACCAACCAUGGUGGCCCAAAACCCCCAUCUUCAUCUUCUUCUGUACUGAGUUUUCCUGUUGAUCGACAGAGCGAUACGGAAUCUCCAAGAAACCCAACUAGAAGAAGAUCCAAACGGCUGCGCAAAUCUGUUUCGAAAUUGGUGCAGUCACUGCUGGGGCGAGAAUCGGUAAGUUCAGUCUCUCAAACUUUUUCUGAUAUUGAAGAAGUUGCCAUGUGUCUUUUAAUGCUUUCAAAGGAUAAAUGGGUGGAAGAGGAAGUUGAUGACGAGGAUGAUGAUGAUGUUGAUGACGGUGAUGAUGAUGGUUAUGAGUCAUCAUGUGUUAAUGGUGUCAAGUUCCGAUGUGAGACAUGCAAGAAGAGAUUCACAUCUUAUCAAGCUUUGGCUGGACAUAGAGCCAGUCAUAAGAACAAGAACAAGAAGGUUCAGAAAGAGGAGAAAAUGAAUGUUAAUGGUGAAGGUAAAAAAUUAUUCAAGUGUCCACUUUGCAGUAAAGUGUUUAAAUCUGGACAAGCACUUGGUGGACAUAAAAAAGUUCAUUUUUCUUACCUGAACAUUUCUAAAUCAUGUAAUCAUGAUGAUCAUGAUGAAGUUAGCCAGGUGGAGUUAUCAUCAAUCUGCAAUACAGAUAUGUGUGAUCCAGUAAAUACACCUUGA